AAUUAUAUUAGUGUGCGGGCAUAUAUAUAUACGAAGUAUAAAAUAUGCCUUCCUUCAUCCGAUUUCCUUCCACAGUGCAGACACGUCCCUUGACAGAUGAGGAGCGGGCAGAAGUUGAAUGUGCAAUGCGUGGGGCAGCAGAAGCCAUGCAUGAGGCUGGAGAGAUAAUGGGUGAAAUAGGAAGGUCGUCGGACCACCAAAGCAUGGAGACAUGGAAUGAUGAUAAUGGUGUGCAAGAAAGAACAAUCAUCACCAAUGGGGGACGACGGCAUCGAAUUAUCACUCGACGAGGGCCAAGAGGGCAAUCAUAUCAGCAGGUCAUCAUCCCGGAUGGUUCUAACAACAACAGAAUGACAUGUCCAACUUUCCUCCUCUUCCACCUCCUUCUCUGUGGUGGAAUGGUUGUAAUAUUCUGUGACAUAUACUUCGUAGUAUGAUAUAUGCAUGUCAUGUACUCAUGUAUACUAUAUACGAAGUAUAUAUGUGCCAAAGUACUCUAGUGCAACUCAUGAAAGACAAUGUGUAAAUAAGUGUGUAAUUCAAUGUUUAUGGGAGUGAAAACGUUUGAAAUUCCAAAAUAGGACUAUCGUGUUUUAUUCCCUAAAUAGGAGUCAUUACUGUCAAGCUUGAAAAACGUUGCCAUGUUUAAAGUUUGCAAUUUCCAAAACAUGACAGUAAUUACUUCUAUGUAGGCAAUAAAAACCUAAAAGACCUAUUUUGGAAAACACAAGCUCGUUUAGUCCUAUUUAGGAAAAUUUUCCGUUCCUAUUUACUAGUUACUUGAUAAGUUCGUCUUACAACACGCAUUUGAUGCGUGUUGGGAUCGGUUUUUGAUGGUUUUCCUAGCUUUAAGGUGUUAUAAGCCUCAAUUUUAGUUCAAGUUAUGUUUACUAGGCGUUGGUUCGAGUUUUGUGUUGUUUGGAGUCAAAAUCAGGAAAUUAGAGUCCUACACCGGCGCUUGAGAAGCAAUCGGCAUGAGUUGAUGAUGCAUUCGAGAGAGAAUUGAGAGCUUUGGAGGUCACCAAAAGGUUUACGAUGAAGAUUUGAAGAUAAAAGAACUCGAGGAUUGGCUACGCGAUCAAAAGAAGACAAAUAGAGCUUGAAAACGGUGAUCAGGAUGACAUUUUGUCAAUCAUUCAAGCAUAUCUUUUUGUAGAAACAUCCAAAGGACACGAUUCAAGUUCCAUAUGAAAGAAAACUUCAAGGGAUACAAAUCAUGUCAAGACACCAUUGCUAGAAUCUGAGAGGAGGAAGGUGAAAAUAGACGAAGAAGUCAGAUGAUCGCUGUUGCGAUUUGAGAAUGCGACCUUCCACCAUUUUAUUCAUAUAUUUUUAUUGGAUGAUUCAAAUCCAGUUUUGCAAGUUGUAUUGGAUAGGGGACUUCAUUAUCUACAACUUUGAUGAGGUAAGAAUCGUAAAAUUCGAAGAAGAAACAACCCUGGAGCUACUGUCAGUCAGGCACGUCGUGCCAGCCAGGGAGGCAGACCGUGCCUGACCCCGGGACGCGCUUUUUACUGCGCAGGCACGGUCUCUGGCACGGUCGUGCCUGACCCCGAAAAUCCUAUUCCAGCUCAAAUUUUAUAUGUUUUUUCCUAUUUAAACACCAUGUAAACCCCUGUUUUGAAGGGGAUCUUAGGGAGAGGGCCUAACACGAAAUUUUGAGAGAUUUUCAGCUUUGUUCUUCAGUUUUUUGAGAUUCUUUGUAAGUUCCCCCUUUUUAAUUAAUGACAAUUAAUUCUUUUCAUCCC
Cuscuta europaea is the source of this 1748-nucleotide messenger RNA. The record is from the annotation of a GenBank genome assembly. NCBI's taxonomy places the organism in Eukaryota, Viridiplantae, Streptophyta, Magnoliopsida, Solanales, Convolvulaceae.